AUGUUUAAAUGCGUACAGUGUCCGUCGGUUUUCAACGGGAAACGUAAUUUGGUCGCUCACCAAAAGAAGCAUGCAGGUGUACGUUUUCCGUGCACCGUUUGCCCAUCGACAUUCUCUAGUAAUUCGUCUCUUAAUAGACAUCAGAAGAACGCCCAUGGUAUCGUUAACGUUCCUACUCACCUCAGACCUAUACCCGCUGCACAGAUGGUUCAACCAACUGCAUCGAUCACGACACCACAAAUAUUCGUCCCCGAUGUCCCGACCGCGGGUGGUUCGAAUGCGAUAUCUGAGGACGACUUAUUAUGCGUCAUAAACGAAGAUAAUGAUACAGGUUAG
Messenger RNA from Macrosiphum euphorbiae (potato aphid), 336 nucleotides. The record is from the annotation of a GenBank genome assembly. NCBI's taxonomy places the organism in Eukaryota, Metazoa, Arthropoda, Insecta, Hemiptera, Aphididae.